GCCUACCUGUUCAUUUUAUUUGUUUUCUAACCUCCUGGUGAGGUUUGCUGUUGUUCCAUCAAAAGGACAGCACAGUGAGAGAUUGCUCUGCGUACUCCUCAUUGCUGCAUACCUUAUUCUGUUUAUACCCAAAACUCUGACUCAGUACUGUUGAUGUCAGCUCAGUCUUUCCCUGGCUUCAGGUUGUUCUGAAUCAGUCUAUAAACCUAAAAUUCAAAGCUUCUUCUGACAAAGAAAACAAAACCUUUUUUCUUCAGUUCCCAACAGAACUUGUGUUGUGGUUUAAGCCUGUUGUUCACGUCUAAUCAUGUUCACCAGUGAUCAUUUCAAGCAUCAUAUAUUAGAGUGAAAUUACCUAGUAUUCAAUAUUUCCUUGAUUGCGUUUGGUUCAUCAACAAUUACUGCAUUUAAAAAGGGCGGUGGCGUUCUGCCGUCCCUGCUCCCUCGCUCUGCAAUUGGGAAGGGUGGUUAGGAAGGGUUGUAAACGUCAUCCAGGUAGCUAAGGUAAUCCCUGGUAUUUAAGGAGGUGAGAAUAAACACUGGUCUUCUUUUAGGUGUGGACAGGUAUGAGAUUGACUAGUCCGAUCCAACCUAAGGAGAAUUUGUAAAGCCGAGGACAUGUGUUUUGGAAGGUGUGCUAGAUGUGUUGGUUAUAAGUUGCUCAUCCUUGCCCUGCUCUGCAUUGUGGCCAACAUUUUACUUUAUUUUCCCAAUGGCGAAACAAGAUUUGCUUCAGAGCAUCACCUUGGCAAAUACGUAGAGUGCCUUCACGGCAUUCUAGGUGGAGGCUUUCUGGUACUCAUUCCAGCUGCAGUGUUCAUUGGGCUGCACAAUGGGGACUGCUGUGGCUGCUUUGGCCAUGGGGGCUGUGGGAAGAGCUGUGUGAUGCUGUCCUCGGUUCUGGCAGCCUUUGUUGGGAUCCUUGGCUCUGGAUACUGUAUAAUCAUUUCAGCACUGGGCUUGUCUCAAGGACCAUAUUGUUUUACCCACCUACAGAGAAACUGGAUCUAUCCUUUCGCUGAUUCCUCUGGAGGGUACUUGUUUGAGUAUAACAAGUGGUCUGAAUGUCAAGAACCUCAAAACAUCGUGCAGUGGAAUGUCACCCUCUUUUCCAUCCUCCUUGUCUUGGGAGGAAUAGAGUUCAUUCUGUGCUUCAUACAGAUAAUCAAUGGACUGUGUGGGUUGUGCAGUGACGAGGAGGCUCUGCCAGAGUGGAACUGCUUCACUGCUUGGUUUGGAUCAUUUAGCUGAAUCAACAAGGGUUCAGCAGCAGCUCUGUGACAGAUACAGCCGCACAUGUGGAAU
Messenger RNA from Lepidothrix coronata (blue-crowned manakin), 1305 nucleotides. It is a transcript of the gene TM4SF1, whose product is annotated as transmembrane 4 L six family member 1. The record is from RefSeq and is a predicted model, not a curated record. Gene Ontology annotation, cellular component: membrane. The transcript is spliced from 5 exons. Lineage: Eukaryota; Metazoa; Chordata; Aves; Passeriformes; Pipridae. The coding region runs from base 619 to 1251 and encodes 210 amino acids.